AUGGAGCUGGACCGCAUGACCACCGGCGGCCUCCACGCCUACCCCGGGCCGCGGGGCGGGCCGGCGGCCAAGCCCAACGUGAUCCUGCAGAUCGGUAAGUGCCGGGCCGAGAUGCUGGAGCACGUGCGCAGGACCCACCGGCACCUGCUGGCCGAGGUGUCCAAGCAGGUGGAGCGCGAGCUGAAGGGGCUGCACAGGUCUGUGGGCAAGCUGGAGAGCAACCUGGACGGCUACGUGCCCACCAGCGACUCGCAGCGCUGGAAGAAGUCCAUCAAAGCUUGCCUGUGCCGCUGCCAGGAGACCAUCGCCAACCUGGAGCGCUGGGUGAAGCGCGAGAUGCACGUGUGGCGGGAGGUCUUCUACCGCCUGGAGCGGUGGGCCGACCGCCUGGAGUCCAUGGGCGGCAAGUACCCCGUGGGCAGCGAGCCCGUCCGCCACACGGUCUCCGUGGGCGUGGGGGGUCCCGAGGGCUACUGUCAGGAAGCUGACGGCUAUGACUACACCGUCAGCCCCUAUGCCAUCACCCCGCCCCCUGCCACCGGCGAGCUGCCCGGGCAGGAGCCUGCCGAGGCCCAGCCGUACCAGCCGUGGGGGCCAGGCGAGGACGGGCAGCCCAGCCCGGGCGUGGACACGCAGAUCUUUGAGGACCCCCGGGAGUUCCUAAGCCACCUGGAGGAGUACUUGCGGCAGGUGGGCGGUUCUGAGGAGUAUUGGUUGUCUCAGAUCCAGAACCACAUGAACGGGCCAGCCAAGAAGUGGUGGGAGUUCAAGCAGGGCUCAGUGAAGAACUGGGUGGAGUUCAAGAAAGAGUUCCUGCAGUACAGCGAGGGCACACUGUCCCGGGAGGCCAUCCAGCGCGAGCUGGACCUGCCGCAGAAGCAGGGCGAGCCCCUGGACCAGUUCCUGUGGCGCAAGCGCGACCUGUACCAGACCCUGUACGUGGACGCAGAUGAGGAGGAGAUCAUCCAGUAUGUGGUGGGCACGCUGCAGCCCAAGCUCAAGCGCUUCCUGAGGCAUCCGCUGCCCAAGACGCUGGAGCAGCUCAUCCAGAGGGGCAUGGAGGUGCAGGACGGCCUGGAGCAGGCCUCCGAGCCGGCUGGCCCCCCUCUGCCUGCCGAGGAUGAGGCCGAGACCAUCACUCCAGCCCUCACCAGCGAGUCCAUGGCGAGUGACCGGACACAGACAGAAUAGAGCCCAGCCCAGG
Dipodomys ordii (Ord's kangaroo rat) is the source of this 1204-nucleotide messenger RNA. It is a transcript of the gene Arc, whose product is annotated as activity-regulated cytoskeleton-associated protein. The transcript has a single exon. Gene Ontology annotation, molecular function: mRNA binding. Gene Ontology annotation, biological process: modulation of chemical synaptic transmission; positive regulation of AMPA receptor activity. The coding region runs from base 1 to 1191 and encodes 396 amino acids. Lineage: Eukaryota; Metazoa; Chordata; Mammalia; Rodentia; Heteromyidae. The record is from RefSeq and is a predicted model, not a curated record.